AUGAAAGGCAAAGGACCUUCGAGUUUGAUCAACAGAGUAUCGGCCCGUUUCGGUCUGACUCGUGAACUGCCAUCGGUAAUCCAGCUUGGCCUCGCCUUUAUGUUCGUCUUUACCGGUUUUGACACUCAAGCGUACGUCACCGAAACAGCGCUUCACUCAAUAGCACUCAAAGAGCCACACCGAAUCGACCCACAUGCCGGAUAUUAUGGACUUGCGAUAACUUAUCUCACAUUCACUUCAUCGUGUUUUCUCACACCGCUCAUAUUGGGUUGGAUUGGCGCAAAAUGGAGCAUGUUCUUAGCGAGUCUGGCUUACACGGCUUUCAUGACCACUUUUGUGAUGGUUAACAGCUACAUGUUCUAUGCGAUGUCUGCAAUUAUGGGAUUUGCUGCAGCGUUGCUUUGGAAUGCGCACGGUGUGUACAUGAGAGAAAUAACCACACCUGGCAACGCGUCCAGAAACAGUGGAUUACAUUGGGGAUUGAAUUUCGGCAGUGUUUCAAUGCUACCAGUACUGGUUUUUGUCGAAAGUCAUUCGCUGAUAAUAAAUGCGUUAGAAAAUUUCAGUUUGUUGUUCGGUGGAAUACUGUUGUUGUUGAUCUUUCGUGGCACUGGUCAAUCGCAAGUGAUGUCAAUGGAAGUUAUAACGUAUAUCUUCGAAGGUCUCUCCGUAUUCACGAUUCUCUCGAAUGUUCUCUUCUUCCUUCUUCCCGAUUUCUCGGAACGAAGCGCAGCUAGUAAAGCCAGCUUCCGCAAAACAAUCGGUCGAAUCUUUAUGUUACUUCGUGAUCGUCGAAUGCUGCUACUAUCGGCAAUAUUCAUGUACAAUGGGUUCGUACUCUCCUUCUACAUCUCCAUCUAUCCGUCUUGUUUAUCGUUCUCGAAAUCAUUGGUUGGUGCUGGCAAUGAGAUAAUCGCCUACUUCGCUUUAGUCACUUCAUUCGGGCAGAUCGCCGGCGGUUUCUUCGUCAGCUUCAUGAGCAAAAAAAUCUACGGUUUUGGUUACAUGCCGACAAUGUUAAUGACGAUUCCCAUCAAUUUGAUCACGUUUGCGGGAAUCUAUAUCACCUUUCCGUCCGAUGCUAAUACUCGUUCAUCAUUAGAACCAACUAUGCUUGCACCGAGUCUUCUGAUAUGGCUGUUUCUUGGACUUCUGUUAGCAAUUGGUGACAGCUUCUGGAACACUAUUCGAACAGCGUGCCUUACCGCUCUCUACAGUAAGAACAGCUCACAAGCAUUCGCCCUGAGCAAGUUCUUCCAGUCGAUGAUGGCAUGCGCCUCGUUCUUCUUCACCGGAUCAAUAAGUUUACACGCAGAAUUGCUACUGCUCACCGUAUUCCUCGGCUUUGCAUGUAUAGCAUUCACGUUUUUGUACCGUAUUACUGGUACGGAGCAAUUGGACGUUCACGAAAAUCCUGGCGAUAUCUACACAAUCGAAAAGGAUAAAGUUGCGCCAUGUGAGCCACAAUCCAGCCCUGCGAACAUCGUUGAAUUGUGCUGA
This is a messenger RNA of Anisakis simplex (herring worm), 1500 nucleotides long. The record is from the annotation of a GenBank genome assembly. Lineage: Eukaryota; Metazoa; Nematoda; Chromadorea; Rhabditida; Anisakidae.